GGGUUGGACCUGGGUUCCGAUGGCAGUGCUCAAGCGGCGUUGCUCACGGUGGUGCUGGUUCUGAGGAUUCCGGUGGAAGGAAGUGGAGGGUGUUGGUGAUCCAGAAAGAGGAGAGGGUAAAGCAUAUGAGGGUGAGGGUAUUAUUGUAACAUAGCUUUUUCAUUUAUUUUUUUAGCAGGUUAUAUUACCUGUUAUAACAGGUAAAAUUGGCUCUUGCAUGGUGCAUGACCACCCUAACAGCCACCACUUUUUUACUAGUCCACAUUAGGUGGAGCCUUGUUUUUAUUUGGAAGAUUCAAACAUCAACUGAAACAUUGAAUAACCAUAUUCAAACAUCCAAGAAUUGAUUUUUCUAUUUGGAAGAUUCAAACACCAAUUGAGUAACAAAAUUUAUCACCAUCUAGAUGAUAAAGCAUUAUAUAUAAUGCAAAAAAGCGAACUCUUAUGUCCCAGAAUUGAAAUGGCUUCCACCACCACCAACAUUACUAAAGAGCUUGUUGCAGAGAUACCUCCCUUUCUCAGAAUCUUCAAUGAUGGCACAGUGGAGCGACCGCUACAAGCACCAGCAGUUCCACCCUUGCUUGAUGAUCCACAAACAGAGCUCUCAACGAAAGACAUCACCAUCUCUCACCACCCCACAAUCUCAGCCCGCCUUUUCCUUCCAAAAAAACUAAACCAAGAUCAUCAUGUAGCUGAGAAAGUACCAAUCUUGGUCUACUUUCAUGGUGGUGCUUUCAUCUUGGAAUCUGCUUUCUCUAAGUCAUGUCAUGAUCAUUUCAAAACCUUUGUUCCACAAACAAACGUUUUGGUCGUCUGUGUGGAGUACAGGCUUGCUCCUGAGCACCCUCUCCCUGCUUGUUACCAUGACUGCUGGGCUGCACUCCAAUGGGUAUCCUCCCAUUCCACCAAGAGCCUUAGCAAUCCAGAGCCAUGGUUGAUUGACCAUGGUGAUUUAAACAGAAUUUUCAUCGGGGGUGAUAGUGCUGGUGGUAACAUUGCGCAUAACAUCGCCAUGCGUGCAGGGAUUGAGGUUUUACCAGGUGAUGUUAAACUCUCAGGAGCAUUUAUAGUUCAUCCCUUCUUCAACAGUUCAUACCCAAUUGGAUCAGAACCCAUUAUAGAGCCUGAACAGAACAUUGACCACAAGAUUUGGAAUCUGGUGUAUCCAUCUGCACCAGGUGGUGUUGAUAAUCCCAAGCUCAACCCUGUGGGUCCUGGUGCACCUAGUCUGGCUACACUUGGAUGCUCUAGAAUCAUUGUGUGUGUUGCUGGCAAGGAUAGAUUUAAGGACAGAGCUAUUUGGUAUUAUGAAGCUGUGAAGAAAAGUGGAUGGCAAGGGAAACUGGAGUUGUUUGAAGAGGAAGAUGAGGAUCAUAUUUAUCAUUGGUUAAAGCCAGAAUCUGAGAGUGCCAAAAAGUUAUUCAAGCGUUUGGCUUCUUUUCUCCAUGAGGAGUAGAAAAGAACUAUCUUUGCUUGAUUUGUUUUGUUGGUGACAAUAAACGUAAUCUCUUUGGGAUGUGAAAUAAUAAAUAAUAAGAAUAGUGAGUAAGCCUUGAGGUUUCAAGCGA
Messenger RNA from Lotus japonicus, 1568 nucleotides. RefSeq names its product 2-hydroxyisoflavanone dehydratase-like. The transcript is spliced from 2 exons. Lineage: Eukaryota; Viridiplantae; Streptophyta; Magnoliopsida; Fabales; Fabaceae. Gene Ontology annotation, molecular function: hydrolase activity. The record is from RefSeq and is a predicted model, not a curated record. Bases 425 to 1456 code for a protein of 343 amino acids.